Hemibagrus wyckioides is the source of this 732-nucleotide messenger RNA. RefSeq names its product E3 ubiquitin/ISG15 ligase TRIM25-like. Gene Ontology annotation, molecular function: zinc ion binding. The record is from RefSeq and is a predicted model, not a curated record. Lineage: Eukaryota; Metazoa; Chordata; Actinopteri; Siluriformes; Bagridae. The transcript has 3 exons. The coding region runs from base 1 to 732 and encodes 243 amino acids.
AUGGCUGAGGCCAGUAUUACAAUAGAUCAGGAUGAGUUCAGCUGUCCAGUGUGUCUGGAUCUCCUGAAGGAUCCGGUGACUAUCCCCUGUGGUCACAGUUUCUGUAAGGUGUGUAUUAAUGGCUGCUGGGAUCAGGAGGAUCAGAAGGGUGUCUACAGCUGUCCUCAGUGCAGAGACACUUUCACUCCAAGGCCUGUUCUACACAGAAACAACAUGCUGGCUGAAGUGGUGGAGAAAGUGAAGAAGAAGACUGAAGUCCAAGCUGCUUCUCCUGCUCACUGUUACGCUGGACCUGGAGAUGUGGAGUGUGAUUUCUGCACCGGGAGAAAACACAAAGCUGCCAAGUCUUGUCUGAUGUGUCUGGCCUCUUACUGUGACAUUCAUCUGAAACCUCAUGUUGAACGUCCUGCUUUGAAGAACCAUGUAUUAAUUGAGGCCUCAUCAAAUCUACAAGAGAAGAUCUGCUCUGAACAUAACAAGCUGACUGACAUCUUCUGCCGAACUGAUCAAACCUGCAUCUGUUUUUUGUGUAUGAUGGAUAAACACAAAGGGCAUGACACUGUCACAGCCUCAGCAGAACGAGCUGAGAAACAGAGUAAGUUAAAGGAGGAUCAGAUGAAAUUCCAGCAGAGAAUCCAGGAGAAGCAGAAGAAGGUGCAGGAGCUGAAACAGACUGUGAACACUAUAAAGGUGAGCAGUGAGCAGAGACAGAGCUCAGAGAAGAGUUUCUGA